This is a messenger RNA of Heteronotia binoei (common prickly gecko), 2593 nucleotides long. RefSeq names its product HemK methyltransferase family member 1 (gene HEMK1). Gene Ontology annotation, molecular function: nucleic acid binding; protein methyltransferase activity. The record is from RefSeq and is a predicted model, not a curated record. Gene Ontology annotation, cellular component: mitochondrion. Lineage: Eukaryota; Metazoa; Chordata; Lepidosauria; Squamata; Gekkonidae. The transcript is spliced from 12 exons. Gene Ontology annotation, biological process: protein methylation. The coding region runs from base 481 to 1542 and encodes 353 amino acids.
UAUUCUAGGAACUUUAGGCUGACAUCGGAAGUUUCCCAUACUACUGAAUUGCCUGUAGCUCGAAGCGGAAGUGUGCUGAUUAUUGCAGUAUUAAUGUGCGCGAUUCUCACAUAAUUUGUUGUGCGAGGAAGAAACACAGGUAAAAGAAUGUACAGUCCUCUACAAAUUUUACUCUGUAUCACCUGUGUGUCAACCUUACUUGUUUAUGCUAGCAAGAAAACCUGGUCAGUUAUAUCUGAUUCAAGUGACUGUACACACUUAUAUGGAAGUACUGCAGGAUGAAUGAAUUAUCUGAAUGCUGGGUGAGAGCAAAAGGACGUGGGACAUCUCUUCUUGACCUUCUGCUAUAUACAUAAUGUUGAGAUUGCAGAGUGUUCUGCAGUGGAUAAUAUGUGUUGUUAGGCCAGACUGCUAAUAGAGGCUUGCGAUACAUAGUGGUAGACCAAAAAAGAAGGAGCUUGGAAACUAUCUUCUGUGACUAUGAAGGUUCCUGUCAAUGCUUUGUACAGAAAGAUUCUGUGUUUGCUUCCUCAUCAUGGACUUCUUGGUUCUUUCUUAAAUCCUUAUCGCCUGUUCAAACAAUAUUCCUGUUCUAAGACAGAACUGGUUACAGCUGCUGAUCUAGUCAGCUACUGGAAAGAAGUGUUCGAAGCAAAUGAGAUCCCUGAAGCCCGGGCAUCUUCUGAAUAUAUUGUUUCCCAUGUCGUGGGAGCAAAAACAUUCCAGAAUUUGAGUGCGAGCAGUAUCUUAACUUCCCUCUCAGCAAAGCAACGGGAUCAGAUCCAGCAGCUGUGCACAAAACGGCUACAAAGAAUGCCUGUCCAGUAUGUCCUUGGUGAAUGGGAUUUUCAGGACCUGACACUCAAGAUGAAACCUCCAGUUUUCAUUCCUCGGCCAGAAACAGAGGAACUAGUUUCCCUUGUUGUGGAUGAUAAAUACAAGAAGAAGAAACUGACUUCAAAAUACUACAAGGACACUUGGAAGCCCCCAGAACCUCUUGGCUCUGUGAUUUUGGAGAUUGGCUGUGGAUCAGGAGCCAUUGUGUUGAGUCUCCUGAGAAAGUUGCCCCAGAGUCGGGCAAUUGCCAUAGAUAAAUUAGAAGCUGCUGUGAAUCUCACAAAAGAGAACGCUGAAAGGUUACAGCUACAGAAGAGAGUAAAAAUUAUUCACCAUGAUGUCUUUUCAAGUUCGUGGAAAUGUUUACUGCCUUGGGGUUUGAUAGACAUUAUUAUUAGUAAUCCACCUUACAUUUUCCAUGAAGACAUGAGUCACUUGGCGACAGAGAUCCUUCGCUAUGAGGACCUUGGCGCUCUGGAGGGAGGACAUGAUGGGAUGGAUAUUAUCAAACAAAUUUUGAACCUUGCUUCUUACAUCCUCAAAGAUUUUGGGAGCGUAUUUCUGGAAGUUGACCCCAGGCAUCCAGAGAUGGUAAAGAACUGGCUACAUAGUCACCCUGAUUUAUCCCUCUUUGUGUCUGCCAUCCACAAGGACUUCUGUGGAAAGCCAAGGUUCUUGCAUAUCCAAAAAUAUGAGAGAAGGUAAUGAAAAGCUCUGUCCUCCCAGGAUUCCUGUCUUGCAAGAUGAGUCCUUUGAGUAGGACUUGGUGCUGGAACAGACAUUUGAGCCUCUGUUUCAUUUCCUGGGGCUUGUUAGCAGGGUGUAUUUUCACUGGUUCCUUUGUGAGGAACAGACCAUGUGCUAUCUUACCUACAACUGAUUGACGUUGCAUUCUUGGGAUGACAAUGCCUUGCCAUUAAUGGAUAUUAGCAGGCCUCAGAUUCAAUGGGAGUUCACAGGAGUGCAGCUCCUGAACCUUUCUGAGAGUUCCACCUCCUUGUCCAUUUAAUAGUAGGUGCAGCUGCAUAACAAUCCCUGGAUGAGCUCCACCUCCUUUUUUUCUAUAAAACAACCUCUGGAUAUUAGACAAGAUAGUUUCAGACCAUGAAGCUAUAAAGUAUCACACUUCUAUUUUUAGCCUAGCUGCAUCCAUUUUUUGGCAUUGACUUUUUCCAACAUGCUUUACAUCAAGAGAAAGUGAAGGUGAUAAAUCUUCUAAAUUCAACCAGGCAUAACAUCCCACGAAUCCUACUCUGCCUGAUUCACAAAACAUGGUAAUGCAAGUCUUAUGAAAAACGAAAGUUAACAUGGGAUGGGAGGAAGAACUAAACUUGCAUUGACAAAUCUGGCUUUGUUAAGGGGAAGUGUUUGUAAGUGCAAACUUAAAAGCAGGCUGCAGUUACCACCUUCCUGACUUGAUUUCUGUUUAAUUUAAGAAGGCUGGAAGAAAGCUUGUUUCUGCUCAUCCAGUAUUACAAAUGCUACCUGAAAUAAAUGUUCACUGCAAGAUGAUCCAUUGAGGUAACCACAGUGGUUGUGUGACAUGUGAUCUCUAAAAUGUGUGUGACCCAAAAAUUGUGCCUGUCUUGGAUUCUUUGGAAUGUGAGGGUGCAACUCCUGGACUGUGGAGUUCAGCCCCUUAAGCUGGCAAAGUGCCUGGGGACACCCCUACAAAGCUUGGGUGUUCAGGUCAUUAACAUGUAAGAAUUAUUGUAUCAGAAUGCAUCUCUCUAUAAAUUGUUUUGAACACUGUGAA